Messenger RNA from Stylophora pistillata, 669 nucleotides. RefSeq lists its product as uncharacterized. Gene Ontology annotation, biological process: protein phosphorylation. NCBI's taxonomy places the organism in Eukaryota, Metazoa, Cnidaria, Anthozoa, Scleractinia, Pocilloporidae. Gene Ontology annotation, molecular function: protein serine/threonine kinase activity; ATP binding. The record is from RefSeq and is a predicted model, not a curated record.
AUGGAGGUAGAGUGUACAGUAGAUUCAGAGAAGUUUUCCUCAGGUGGAUUCCGUGAUGCUUACCACUGCAAGCUAACUGGCAAAUCUGCGGGCCAAAACAUUUCAAAUCGCUGGGUUAUCAAAACGUACAACGAGAAGUCCAAAGAAGUAAUUAGUACUCAAUUAAAAACUAAUAUAGAGAGCCAUUGUCGUAAGCAAGUACAAAUGCAUGAGGUAGCUAGGCACUUAACAAAGAAGUUCCAGUCACAGGCAUCACAAGAAAUGGGAAAGUGUUUUCAGUACAACCAUGUAUACUACACCACAAUAGACGAGAAACCAGCGACAGUUGAGGAAUUUGUUCCAGGCCUCUUUGCCAAACUGAUUAAUAAUAAUGGCAAGAAGGCCGAUCUGCCUGAAGAUGCAGAUAAAGAUUUGAAAGAUUUGUUGGCCAAAGCAGAGUGCCUGGUUCACUAUACCUAUGAAUCAUCCAACCAACAACUCAUGUUACUUGAUAUACAGGGAUCUGGCUACUGUUUAUAUGAUCCCGAAAUAGCAACAAAUGAUAUCAUGGAUGCCAGCAGCUUAGAAUACUAUUUCUGCUGUGGAAAUUAUUCAUCCGUGGGCAUCACAUGCUUUCUCAAUGAACAUGAGUGCAAUGCCUACUGUAAGAUGAUGGACCUAAGUCAGUAA